Molecule: messenger RNA, 2537 nt
Organism: Leptonychotes weddellii (Weddell seal)
Lineage: Eukaryota; Metazoa; Chordata; Mammalia; Carnivora; Phocidae
Source: RefSeq, a predicted model, not a curated record
AUGUGUGCCCAUAACUCUCUUCCUCUCUAUCCUCGUUCUGCAGGCCAGGUGUUCCUGACCGAGGUCCGGCUCAUAUCCGCCCAGCGGGGGCUCUCCCCGCCAGCCUCCUGGGUGGAGACCUGCUCAUGUCCCGAGGGGUACACAGGCCAGUUCUGUGAAUCCUGUGCUCCCGGAUACAAGAGGGAGACACCACUGGGGGGUCCCUAUGCCAACUGUGUCCCCUGCACCUGCAACCAGCAUGGCACCUGUGACCCCCACACAGGGAUCUGCCUGUGCGGCCACCACACCGAGGGCCCGUCCUGUGAGCGCUGCUUGCCAGGUUUCUAUGGCAACCCCUUCGCAGGCCAGGCUGACGACUGUCAGCCCUGCCCAUGCCCCGGACGGUCGGCCUGCACAGUCAUCCCAGAGAGCAGGGAGGUGGUGUGUACCCACUGCCCCUUGGGCCAGAGAGGGCGGCGCUGUGAGCUCUGUGAUGACGGCUACUUUGGAGACCCUCUGGGGCUCUCGGGGGCUCCCCAGCCCUGCCUGCGGUGCCAGUGCAGUGGGAACGUGGACCCCAACGCCGUGGGCAACUGCGACCCCCUGUCUGGCCACUGCCUGCGUUGCCUGCACCACACGACAGGUGCCCACUGCGAACGCUGUCAGGACGGCUCCUACGGGAGCGCCCUGGCCCCUCGGCCCGCAGACAGAUGCACGCCCUGCAGCUGCCACCCCGAGGGCUCAAUCAGUGAGCAGAGAGCCUGCGAUCCGGAGACCGGCCAGUGCCCCUGCCUGCCUCACGUUACGGGACGGGACUGUGGCCGCUGCAGCCCCGGCUUCUACGACCUCCAGCCCGGGAGGGGCUGCCAGAGCUGCAAGUGUCACCCGCUGGGCUCCCAGGAGGACCGGUGCCACCCCGAGACUGGGCAGUGCCCCUGUCGCCCCGGGGUUGAGGGCCAGGCCUGCGACAGAUGCCAGCUGGGUUUCUUCGGCUUCUCCAUCAAGGGCUGCCGGGCCUGCAGGUGCUCCCCGUCGGGCGCCGCCUCGGCCCAAUGCCACAAGAACGGCACGUGCGUGUGCAAGCCCGGCUUCGUGGGCUACAAGUGUGACCGCUGUCAGGACAACUUCUUCCUCACGGCUGGCGGCACACGCUGUCAGGAGUGCCCGUCCUGCUAUGCUCUGGUGAAGGAGGAGGCUGCCAAGCUGAAGGCCAGGCUGACCCUGAUGGAAGGGUGGCUGCAGGGGUCUGACUGUGGCCCGCCCUGGGAACCACUGCACAUUCUGCAGGGAGAGGCCCCACGGGGGGAUGUCUACCAGGGCCACCACCUGCUGCAAGGAGCCCGGGAGGACUUCCUGGAGGAGGUGACAGGCCUCGAGGAUGCGGUGAAGGCUUCCCGGGAGCAGCUGCGGGCACUGAGCAGGAGUGCCCACUGUGCCCAGGCCCGGGCAGAGAAGCCCUGCAUCCAGCUGGCAGAGCUCGAUGCAGCGCUGGAGUCCUCGGAAGAAGAGAUUCUGCAGGCAGCCAUCAUCCUCAAAUCUCUGGUGAUUCCUCAGGAAGGGCCCGGCCAGCCCACCACCUGGAGCCACCUGGCCACAGAGGCCCGUGCCCUCGCCAGGAGCCACAGGGACACCGGUGCCAAGAUUGAGGCCACUGCUCGGAGGGCCCUGGUCGCCUCCAACGCCAGUUACGUGCUUCUCUGGAGUCUGGUGGAGGGCAGAGUGGCCUUGCAGGCCCGGCGGGAACUGGAGGACAGGUACCAGGAGGUCCAGGCGGCCCGGAAGGCGCUGGGCACAGCUUUGGCAGAGGCGCAGCCCGAGGCCGAGAGGGUGCUGGCCGCUGUUGCGCGAGACGGUGCAGACGCAGCCCCGCGCCUGGCCUCGCUGGCCACCCCCGCAGCACAGCCUCAGAAGUCCCAGGCCGGGGCCCUGAGCCUGAAGGUGCAGGCCCUGGAGAAGACAGUCGCAUCCAGAGAGCGCAGGCUCACCGAGGCUGCCGGGACCCUCCAGGCCACCGCCCAGGCCGUGCUGCACAAGACUGAGCCCCUCACGCAGCUACGCCAAGAGGCCGGAGCUGCCCUGACCCAGGCUUCCUCAUCGGUCCAGGCCGCCACACUGACUGUCACCGGAGCCAGGACCCUGCUGGCUGACCUGGAAGAGACACCCUCUCUCACCACCAGCUGGCCUGUGCUCAGUGGGUAUUCAGGAUGAAAGGAAAAUUCACUGAGUGAAUAUGGAGCAGCUUUCCCCAGGGUGUGGCCCUGGGGCCCCUAGCCCAGGAGAGGCUCUGCCACCAGUUGUGUUUGUGUUCAGAUAAGUUUAGGAAAUGUCGCUACUCUAGGGCCCUCUUGAGGCCAUACGGUGUGCACCUUACGAUAGUAAAGGCCCUGAGAAGUCCUGCCAUAAAGAAACCCGGUUCUCUUUAUUUAUUUAAGCUUGAUGUUUUCUCCUGAUGUUUAGUAAUACCCCAUAGAGUUAGGACUCCACGGAGUGCAUUUUAAGAAACACCAAUUUUGUAUACAAGAAACAAAGUAGGGGCACCUGGGUGGCUCAGUCGUUAA